Messenger RNA from Pectinophora gossypiella (pink bollworm), 681 nucleotides. RefSeq lists its product as uncharacterized. The record is from RefSeq and is a predicted model, not a curated record. The transcript has 6 exons. The coding region runs from base 1 to 681 and encodes 226 amino acids. NCBI's taxonomy places the organism in Eukaryota, Metazoa, Arthropoda, Insecta, Lepidoptera, Gelechiidae.
AUGUUUACCGCCGAAAAAAAUCAAGUAGAAAUUUGUUUACUGAAAUCUAACUUGGAAGAAAUAGAAAAUGAGUUGGUUGUGCAACGGUCUGCGUGGCCCAAAUUCGAUGCCGAAAAUGAGCAAAAAUUUCGCGAGUCAUUAAGCGCUGUACGAGUUUCGCGAGCUCUUUGUGUGGAAAUUGAAAAUCUCAACCAAGAAAAUGUGCGAUUAGUAGCAAAACGUAUGUAUUUAAAGAUGCAGAGCGAAGAUUUGGCUAAAUCGUUGGAGAAGGCGAGAGAAGAAUAUAAUGACAUGAGUGUCGCAUACAAUCAAGAAAACCGGGAGACGGAGCUUCUAAUACGGGAAUAUGAGGGCUUAUUACGUGAGAAAACGACACGUUUUCGACAAACACGUGCUUGCUUUAAUGAAAAAGAAAUGACGCGAGAGACGGAAACGAUUGACGAUGCAAAUUUGGAGCUUGAGACAGAGAUAGCCAAUCGUCGGUCUGUAGUGGAAGAGAUGAAGAGACAACUCGACGAGUUAGCACCGAACGUACCGGAGGACCUGCUCAUAAUUGUUGGGAAAAAACAAUUGGACGACGAAGUAAAGUUUCUGUCUGAAAAAAAUGACGCACUACAAAAAGCAGGAAACGAUCUCUUGAAAAAACUAAACAAUACUUUUUCUUCUUUUUUAAGAAAAUAA